This is a messenger RNA of Ornithodoros turicata, 725 nucleotides long. Its product is annotated as papilin-like. Gene Ontology annotation, molecular function: serine-type endopeptidase inhibitor activity. The transcript has 4 exons. The record is from RefSeq and is a predicted model, not a curated record. The coding region runs from base 252 to 677 and encodes 141 amino acids. NCBI's taxonomy places the organism in Eukaryota, Metazoa, Arthropoda, Arachnida, Ixodida, Argasidae.
AGAAGAGCUUCGGAGAGCGCUCACGGGAUGGCGCAGGAGGUCAAACGGAAACAGCAUGGCGACUCCAGAUCGCCCUUUUGCUUCAGUAUCGAUACUCUGUAGCGUAUUUAGUGACUCUACAAAGCGUGGCUCUACGUACAAAGUGGUUGUUUCAAGUGGAAAUCCUUUCAUAAACCACUAUCUCGAAAAUAUCGCUUACGGCUCCCUGCUGGGCUCCAGACAGCGUGCAGUCCAGGCAGUGGUGUUCCGUGAUGAUGUUGGCCGACCGUGUCGGAAGUGAGGUGAAACAGUAUCUCGAAAGACAGUUGCUGAUGAUGGGUCUUCCAGAAAAAUGUGCAGUAAAGAGAGGAGAGUGCAAUAAAAAAAGUUUCCUGACAAGAUACUACUUCAACGAGACAAAGAAGCGGUGUUUCUCUUUCUUCACUUGUCUUGGCGAAGGAGACAAGUUUUACCCAGUUAUGAUGGAGUGUGUCAGAGACUGCGCACCAAGACAAAAACCAGCAAAGUGCUACAAAGAAAAGGCAACAAGAUGCAGAGGAGAUAUGCCCGGCGAGAGAGCCUGGACGUACGAUCUUACAGAGAAGAGAUGUGAAAAAGUUGAAAAUGCUUGCGACGGUACCAAGAACAAGUUUGUAUCACAGGAGCAAUGUGUAGCAGAAUGCUUGUCCAUGACUUGAGCCGGAAUGGAGAAAAACGGCCCCGAAGAAGCGACAUCGGUGACGUCA